This is a messenger RNA of Parasteatoda tepidariorum (common house spider), 1160 nucleotides long. NCBI's taxonomy places the organism in Eukaryota, Metazoa, Arthropoda, Arachnida, Araneae, Theridiidae. The record is from RefSeq and is a predicted model, not a curated record.
UGUACAGUCGGACCUCGUUUAAGUCGCGUUAAAGUUUCGUUCCUAAAUUUCUUUUAGCGAGAACUAAUUUUUGAUUUUCCGUCUGUAUGCAGAUAUAAUACUUUAAAGUCCUUUUAACGUGAACACGCUAAACGUGGAAUAUCUUUUAAGGUUAAUUCGAAUUUUAUUACCUUUUGAAAAAAGUUUUACAUUUAAUCUGAACAAAAAAUUUAUCUCUCCUUUAACAGAUUAAAAAAAAUAAUAGUGCUAUGGAUGCCAUUUUGUACAGCAAGUACCAGGGCUCUCACCAAAGAGACGCUACGGAAUUUUUUAACUCGAGUGCUGGUCUUUUGGACUGGUAUGAUUUAUCCAAAGAUACCAUUAUGGAUAUAGGAUGUGGACCAGGCAGCACGUCAUGCAAGUGGAUUUUAACCCUGUUUCCGGAAAUCACGAAGGUUAUCGCAAUCGAUAGUUCCCACACCAUGAUAAAGUUGGCAAAAGUUCUGAAUCCUAAUCCAAAAAUUGACUAUUACGUGGCAGAUAUCUUGAAUAAAUCUAGCCUUGAAAUGUGGGAAGGAAAAAUAAGCAAAAUUUUAUCAACCAACUGCUGCCAAUAUUUAAGUGACCAAAAGGGAUUCUUUCGGAAUGCCUUUGACCUACUGGAACCAGGAGGGGAAGCAGCAUUUCUUUUUGAAUUGACCUCCUCCUAUUUCGAUUGCUAUGGAGAUAUUGCAGAUUCCAGAUGGAAUGAAUAUGCUAAAAAUGCAAAUUUUCGAAUUCCGGUAUCGCAUAUUGGAAAGACGAGCUGUUCUGAAUACAAAAAUUUCUUAGAAAAACUAGGGUUUGAAGUAAUAGAAUGCAAGCAAAUGGAAAAGACAUUUGAGUUCCCUACCGACGAGGAAUGCAUUGGUUUUCUAAUGGCUUUAUCUCCCGUCAAGAGCUUCAUACCAAAGGAGUUGGAAGAAGAUUUUUCUAAAGAUUUCUUUCAUUUCUUCUUAAAGCGAAACGGAAGAAACACAUGUGGUCAACCUCUUUAUCAUUACUCUAUCAUUAAUAUUCUAGCCAAGAAGCCUUUUCGAAGAAAUGCAUCUUUUAAUUGAAUAUAAUGUACUCCCUUUCGUCUAAUAUUUUUGUACUGUGGUUUUAAGUAGUAUAAAAUUUUUUUUAAAGGUUAUUUAUAU